CCCGAUGGUGGACUUAGAGGUAGAGGAACAAGAAGGGAGUCGAGGAAGUCCAGGGACAGAGGAAGAGAGAGAGCAAGAGCCUACAAAUGAGGACUCGGAUACAAGUAAAAAAAGAAAGACCACUUCAGAUGUUUGGGCUCAUUUUACAAGGAAGAAAGUUGAAGGAAAAGUUAAAGCCCAAUGCCAUCAUUGUGGCAAACUUUACUUGGGUGAUUCAAGCUAAGGUACAACCCAUUUGCGUAAUCAUCUAGCAAGAUGUCCACGGAUGAAGUUUAAAGAUAUAAGACAACAAGUCUUAAUUAAACAACAAAAUAAGGUGGAUGGAACUAUGAGUUUAAGUAAUUAUCAAUUUGAUCAAGCUAGAGUUAGGAAUAAGCUUGCUCGAAUGGUCAUUUUACAUGAAUAUCCCCUUUCAAUGGUUGAUCACAUUGGGUUUAGAGAAUUUGUGACGGAUCUUCAACCGAUGUUUAAAAUUGUCACAAGAAAUACUUUGAAGAGUGACAUUUUUAAAAUCUAUGAUAAUGAGAGGGAGAAAGCUUUGAAGAUCACGGACAAGAAUGGAAGUAGGAUGGCAAUUACAACUGACAUGUGGACUUCAAGUAACAAAAAGAGAGGGUUUAUGGUCAUUACCGCUCAUUUCAUUGAUCAUGCUUGGACGUUGCAAAGUCGGGUUUUAAGGUUUGUUUAUGUUCCUUCUCCACACACGAAAGAUGUUCUUGCCGAUGUGCUUGUUGAUUGCUUUUUAGAGUGGAAUAUUGAUAGGAAGUUGUCCACAAUAACCGUAGAUAAUUGUAGUACUAAUGAUGCCAUGAUAAGACUUCUCUUGAAUAAGCUUGAUACUAGUUCUCUUAUGUUGGGUGGGUCUAUGUUGCAUAUGAGAUGUGCUGCACAUAUUUUAAAUUUGAUUGUUCAAGAUGGGUUGUCUCUUAUUGGUGAUGGUAUUGAAAGGAUUCGUGAUAGUGUGAUUUAUUGGACUGGAUCACCAAAGAGGAGACAAAAAUUUGAAGAAAAUGCGCGUCAAUUGCGUAUUCAAUGCACCAAAGAGUUAGUUUUAGAUUGUAAAACUCGUUGGAAUUCAACUUGCUUAAUGCUUUCUACUGCAUUGAUUUAUAAAGAUGUUUUCUCGCGUUUGGCUAAACAUGAAACAUCUUAUACUUGUUUGUCAUAUGAUCAUGAUUGGGAGUGUGACUGA
Molecule: messenger RNA, 1192 nt
Organism: Quercus lobata
Lineage: Eukaryota; Viridiplantae; Streptophyta; Magnoliopsida; Fagales; Fagaceae
Product: zinc finger BED domain-containing protein RICESLEEPER 2-like
Exons: 3
Coding region: 266-1192 (308 amino acids)
Source: RefSeq, a predicted model, not a curated record